This is a messenger RNA of Tetrahymena thermophila SB210, 258 nucleotides long. RefSeq lists its product as hypothetical. The record is from RefSeq and is a predicted model, not a curated record. NCBI's taxonomy places the organism in Eukaryota, Ciliophora, Oligohymenophorea, Hymenostomatida, Tetrahymenidae. The transcript has 2 exons.
AUGAAUAAAAUCUAAGUAAAAACAUACAUACAUAAAUAAAUAAUAAAUUAAUUGAAUAUAUAAUUUAUAUAUUUUAAACAGUUUUAAUAAGGUCACUAAGUACAUCAAUAAAUAAAUACAAGUAAGAAAAUAAAGCCAAAAAUCUGGUUGCAAAUAUUAAAAUAAAUUAAUAUUAGAUAGAAAAUACAAUCGAAAAGGAAUUACAUCACUCAUUAAUUAAGCCCAACAUCAUAAAAACGAAUAAGAAUCAAUCAAUGA